Molecule: messenger RNA, 1973 nt
Organism: Scatophagus argus
Lineage: Eukaryota; Metazoa; Chordata; Actinopteri; Scatophagidae
Gene: fads2
Product: fatty acid desaturase 2
Exons: 13
Coding region: 266-1603 (445 amino acids)
Biological process (GO): lipid metabolic process
Cellular component (GO): membrane
Molecular function (GO): oxidoreductase activity, acting on paired donors, with oxidation of a pair of donors resulting in the reduction of molecular oxygen to two molecules of water
Source: RefSeq, a predicted model, not a curated record
AAUAAGAGCGUGAACGCACCGGGGGGGGGGGAGACAUGACGAUGAAGACGAGGAUGUGUCCGUACGAUUUAAUAUGUAUGUGAACGGGAACAGGAGAGCUUAAAGUGAGCCCGUGUGUUAAUGUGACUGAAACCCGGAAAGAGUAGCCAAAAUCUGACUGCCAGAGGGCUGUUAAAACAACCCAUAGUUACAUCCAGGUGUCAGACUUAGUGUCUGUGUGGAUCUUCAGUGUGCAGGUGGAUCAAGGCCAGUGAAAGCCGUGAGGAUGGGAGGUGGAGGCCACAUUACAGAGCCAGCAAAGCUUGGCAAUGGGCGAGCUGGUGGUGUAUACACCUGGGAGGAGGUGCAGAGCCACAACAGCAGGAACGACCAGUGGCUUGUCAUCAAUCGAAAGGUUUACAACAUCACACAGUGGGCCAAAAGGCACCCCGGUGGCUUUCGGGUCAUCGGCCACUAUGCUGGAGAGGAUGCCACGGAGGCGUUCACUGCUUUUCACCCUGAUUUAAAGUUUGUGCAAAAGUUUCUGAAGCCCCUGCUGAUUGGAGAGCUGGCAGCGACAGAGGCCGGCCAGGACCGAGACAAAAAUGCGGCAAUCAUACAGGAUUUCCGCACUUUACGCAAGCAGGUGGAGAGCGAGGGUCUAUUUCGAGCUCAGCCUUUGUUCUUCUGCCUCCACCUGGGUCACAUCCUGCUGAUGGAGGCCCUCGCCUGGCUGAUCAUCUGGCUCUGGGGAACCGGCUGGACACUGACGCUUCUGUGUGCGAUCUUGCUGACCACUGCACAGUCGCAAGCUGGAUGGCUACAGCAUGACUUUGGCCACCUGUCUGUCUUCAAGAAGUCCAGCUGGAAUCACAUGUUGCACAAGUUUGUCAUCGGCCAUUUAAAGGGAGCCUCUGCCAACUGGUGGAAUCAUCGGCAUUUCCAGCAUCACGCUAAACCCAACAUCUUCAGUAAGGACCCUGAUGUCAACAUGUUGCACAUGUUUGUAGUUGGAGCUGUUCAACCAGUGGAGUAUGGCGUAAAAAAGAUCAAAUACCUGCCCUAUCAUCACCAACACCAGUACUUCUUCCUUAUUGGACCACCGCUUCUCAUUCCAGUUUUCUUCCACAUCCAGAUCAUGCAGACCAUGAUUUCCCGCCGUGACUGGGUGGAUCUGGCUUGGACGAUGUCUUUCUACUUUCGCUACCUGUGCUGUUAUGUACCCCUGUAUGGCGUGUUUGGCUCAGUGGUCCUCAUGGGCUUCGUCAGGUUUUUGGAGAGUCACUGGUUUGUGUGGGUGACUCAGAUGAAUCAUCUGCCGAUGGACAUCGACCACGAGAAGCACCAGGACUGGCUGACCAUGCAGUUACAAGCCACCUGUAACGUUGAGGAGUCCUUCUUCAACGACUGGUUCAGCGGACACCUCAACUUUCAAAUAGAACACCAUUUGUUUCCUACGAUGCCGCGCCACAACUACCACCGGGUGGCCCCACUGGUCCGUGCACUGUGUGAGAAACAUGGGAUUCCUUACCAGGUGAAAACGCUGUGGCGAGGCAUCACUGAUGUUGUCAGGUCAUUGAGGACCUCAGGGGAGCUCUGGCUUGAUGCAUAUCUCCAUAAAUGACCAAUUUUAUUCUCUACAUUGUACCUAAAUUAGUUUCUUUUCCCCUUUUCUGCAUCAUGCAUUGAUUGCAUCUGUUUGAUUUUUUAUGAUCUAGUUUAUACUGUGGGAAAGAUCUUGUGUUGUGAUAUAGUUCAGUCGUUUUUUUUCUUGAACAACAGUGGAAAGGUGUUAUGAAUACAUUUGUGAAAGUAAUGUUUUUCUUCUUAACUUGUGAUACAGUUUGAACAAUAAAACAUGAUUAUUAUGCAGACAGAAGUCAAAUCCCGUGUAGCUCAUGAUGCUCAUGUAACUGCACUAACUUUCUUCUCCCAGACUUGUUUUGUCCUUACAGUGGCUAUACAAUAAAGAAACUAAUUUAACUGUUCCUCCA